Molecule: messenger RNA, 620 nt
Organism: Meloidogyne enterolobii
Lineage: Eukaryota; Metazoa; Nematoda; Chromadorea; Rhabditida; Meloidogynidae
Source: the annotation of a GenBank genome assembly
AUGUAUGAAGAGUUUAAAGACGGUAUGAUAGCAAAAGAACAAUCUAAAUUAUUGGAAUUGCUGAUUAAAGACAGAAAUGAAUCACUCGCUUUUCUACUUCGUUACACCUUGUAUUCAACUUUUCCACCAAAGUUUGAUAUUUUAUACGAAAUUAUUUUGGCACGCCCAUAUUUCGAGUUGAAAAAAAUUAUUGAACAUUAUGAUAUAAUUACGGGUUCAAGAUUGGAAACAGUUUUAUUUGAUAAAAAAGAGUCUGCUGAACAUGAUAAUGUGAAUGUUGAGAUUUGGAAUAUUUUAUUUAAGCGAGUCGAGUCUGUUGAGAAAAAUACAACUUUGGACGCACAUGAAUUUAAGGAGGUAGGUAAUUCAAAGUUAGGGAAGAAUAGCAUGAGGUGACACUCUCUCUCUGUAUCUCUGUCUCUCUCUGUCUCUCUCUCUGUCUCAUUUUCUCUAUCUCUGUCUCUCUGUCUCUCUCUCUCUCUCUCUCUGUUUCUCUCUCUCUGUUUCUCUCUCUGUCUUUGUCUCUCUCUCUAUGUCUCUCUCUCUCUCUGCCUCUCUCUCUAUCUCUCUGUCUCUCUAUCGCUCUGUCACUCUCUCUCCAUCCCUCUCCAAAACACUGC